GAGAGAGAGGGUGGUCCGUGGAAGUGUGUGUGGGUGUUGGGUGGACCCCCAGAAUGUGGGGGGCUGAGGGCAGAUUCCUAGAGCAGAGACCAGGGUGUGCUAAGUCUAAGCAGAAUGGGCAGGGAUGCCUCCAGCUGGGCUUUGAGGGUCUCAGUCUUCCCUCAAAUAGGAAAGAUGAGGAGCAGGGGAGGAUAUUGGGGACAAGCCUCUGCUCAGCCUUGGGUCCUCUUGGAACUGGGCUUGGAGCCGGAGGUGGGGAGGGUGCCCAAGCUGAGCUCCUGGAUUCCCAUCUGCCGAACUGCACCCAGAACCAGGAGUGGGGCGUGGGCCCACCCUCUGGCCAGGAUCCUGGGCUCCCUUGGCCACAAAGCAGGACAGAGGACCAGAGAUCCCCCAACUCAGGAGACGUGAAGCUGGCAGCUGGGCCGCUGGCCUAGAAAUGGCCUCAAAUGGAAGCUGCCACCCGAUCCUGGUGGAGGCUUUGGAGCUAGGCUAGAGAUCAGUACUCCAGGGUUCAGUGCGCACGUGCUGCCCACGCACUAGGGCCGAAGCAAUGCGGGUGCUGGCGACCGACGCAAGGAGGUGACGCGCAGGGGACUUAAGGAGCGAACCGCCGCGGGAGGACGCGCCCAGGUCAGAGGGACUCCCUUUGCGCCCCCCACGCUGGGUCUCUGGCCCACGCGUGGCCCGGCUGGUCUGCGGAGCAGGCGCCAGGGCCGCCAGAGGGCGCCUGGGGCAGAGGAGGGGGCGGGAGCCGGGGAAGCCCGGGAGGUGGUGGCCGAGUAGGCACCGCCCCUCUGGGUCUGCGGCUCAGGUCGAAGGGUCCGCUGCGUGGGCCGGGGAAUCCGGAUUCCGGGAGUUCAACGCCCAGGGGUUCCAUGAGCCCCUACUGUUCUCGGACGCCCGGCUGGCCCGGACGCACUCGUCCCAGCACCCCUCCCCCGUCCCCGUCCCCGUCCUCCCGCCCCUCCCCCGUCGCCCCUCCGGGGUCCAGCCGGGCUGGGCUGCUCCAGGGUCGCGGCUGGCGCGGGUCCCCGGGCCCUGGCCCUCCGGUGCCCCAGGCCAAGGACAGAAAACUUGAGCAUCCACGCGCAGGGGUGGGGAGGGGGAUCCCACUCUGGGGGUGCACUGCCCCGCCCUCUCCGGGUCUGCCUCGGCCCCGCCCGGGCCCCAGGCCCCGCCCCCUCCCCUCUGCUGGCCGGAGAGCCCCGGGGGCCGCCGCAGCCGCCCGAGCGCCCGCCAUGCGCGCUGCCCCUGCCGCGCCGCUGCUCCAGCUGCUGCUCCUGCUGGGGCCGUGGCUGGAGGCUGCGGGCGUUGUGGAGUCGCCGCUGCCCGCUGUGGUCCUUGCCAUCCUGGCCCGCAAUGCUGAACACUCGCUGCCCCACUACCUGGGCGCCCUGGAGCGGCUGGACUACCCCCGGGCCAGGAUGGCCCUCUGCCUUCAGGGCCCAGCUCAACCCCGGUGGGACCUGUGGUUGGCUGGAUUUGAAGAGGAGCAGACAGGAACCUCUGAAGUCCACUGGGGUCCAACGUGGCAGGGAUCGACCAGGCUGGAGGCUUCCGUGCACAGGUGUGCCACGGAUCACAAUGUGGACAACACCACAGAGAUGCUGCAGGAGUGGCUGGCGGCUGUGGGCGAUGACUAUGCUGCUGUGGUCUGGAGGCCUGAGGGCGAGCCCAGGUUCUACCCAGAUGAAGAGGGUCCCAAGCACUGGACCAAAGAAAGGCACCAGUUUCUGAUGGAGCUGAAGCAGGAAGCCCUCACCUUUGCCAGGGACUGGGGGGCCGACUAUAUCCUGUUUGCAGACACAGACAACAUUCUGACCAACAAUCAGACUCUGCGGCUUCUCAUGGGGCAGGAGCUUCCUGUGGUGGCCCCAAUGCUGGACUCCCAGACCUACUACUCCAACUUCUGGUGUGGGAUCACCCCCCAGGGCUACUACCGCCGCACAGCCGAGUACUUCCCCACCAAGAACCGCCAGCGCCGGGGCUGCUUCCGUGUCCCCAUGGUCCACUCCACCUUCCUUGUAUCCCUGCGGGCUGAAGGGGCAGACCAGCUUGCUUUCUACCCGCCACAUCCCAACUACACUUGGCCUUUUGAUGACAUCAUCGUCUUUGCCUAUGCCUGCCAGGCUGCUGGGGUCUCGGUCCACGUGUGCAAUGAGCACCGUUAUGGGUACAUGAAUGUGCCGGUGAAAUCCCACCAGGGGCUGGAAGACGAGAGGGUCAACUUCAUCCACCUGAUCUUAGAAGCACUAGUGGACGGCCCCCGCAUGCAGGCCUCAGCUCAUGUGACUCGGCCCUCUAAGAGGCCCAGCAAGAUAGGGUUUGACGAGGUCUUUGUCAUCAGCCUGGCUCGCAGGCCUGACCGUCGGGAACGCAUGCUCACCUCGCUCUGGGAGAUGGAGAUCUCUGGGCAGGUGGUGGACGCUGUGGACGGCCGGAUGCUCAACAGCAGUGCCAUCAGGAACCUCGGCGUAGACCUGCUCCCGGGCUACCAGGACCCUUACUCGGGCCGCACUCUGACCAAGGGCGAGGUGGGCUGCUUCCUCAGCCAUCACUCCAUCUGGGAAGAGGUGGUUGCCAGGGGCCUGGCCCGGGUCCUGGUGUUUGAGGAUGACGUGCGCUUUGAGAGCAACUUCAGGGGGCGGCUGGAGCGGCUGAUGGAGGAUGUGGAGGCAGAGAAACUGUCCUGGGACCUGAUCUACCUCGGACGGAAGCAGGUGAACCCGGAGAAGGAGGUGGCCGUGGAGGGGCUGCCCGGCCUGGUGGUGGCCGGGUACUCCUACUGGACGCUGGCCUACGCCCUGAGCCUGGCGGGCGCCCGCAAGCUGCUGGCCUCACAGCCUCUGCGCCGCAUGCUGCCCGUGGACGAGUUCCUGCCCAUCAUGUUCGACCAGCACCCCAAUGAGCAGUACAAGGCACACUUCUGGCCACGGGACCUGGUGGCCUUCUCCGCCCAGCCCCUCCUCGCUGCCCCUACCCACUAUGCCGGGGACGCUGAGUGGCUCAGUGACACGGAGACAUCCUCUCCAUGGGAUGAUGACAGUGGCCGCCUCAUCAGCUGGAGCGGCUCCCAAAAGACCCUGCGCAGCCCCCGCCUGGACCUGACUGGCAGCAGCGGGCACAGCCUCCAACCCCAGCCCCGAGAUGAGCUCUAGGUCCAGGUGAUGACUGCAAAGCAGUGUCCAGGAUUAGGCCACUACUGCCCAGAGAGCAGAGGAGGAGGUUGUUGGCAGGGACUGCAGAUCCAGUCAGACCUGGCCACCACCUUGGGCAUGGCUACUCUGCCCUCUGGACCUGUCUUUCAUCGGGAGAAACCACUCAGAGAUGAAUCCCAUUCCCUAAAAGUCUCACAGCAAAGGAGCAGGACUCCCAGGCCCCUGGACCCUGCCUGGCCUGAUUCAGGGCCUGGUGGCCCCCAGCCUUCUGUUUCAAGCUGGGCAGACCCCAGGAGCCCUUCCCUCCGUAAGGACUCAGCUGAGGGGCCCCUCUGCCCCCUUCUACCUCCACCUCAGCACCCUCCCCCAGCUUGAUGUUUGGGUCUCCCCAGCACCCUCCUCCCUGGCCAGUGCAAAGUACAGGGAGGUAAAGGAGGACCCUUGCAGACCUGUUGCCCAGCACACAGUAGGCCCUCAAUAAAAGCCAUUUGCACUUUAAA
Messenger RNA from Pongo pygmaeus (Bornean orangutan), 3661 nucleotides. It is a transcript of the gene CERCAM, whose product is annotated as cerebral endothelial cell adhesion molecule. The coding region runs from base 879 to 3161 and encodes 760 amino acids. The record is from RefSeq and is a predicted model, not a curated record. The transcript has 16 exons. Lineage: Eukaryota; Metazoa; Chordata; Mammalia; Primates; Hominidae.